GCACGCGUGCACAACGUGGGAACUCGCGCAACCGUGCGCCCCGUGCCAUUAUGUUUUGAAAUAACCGAGUAGUAUGGACCGGUUCGCUUUUGUCGGCGUUUUAGAUCGGUGCGCGCGUAACAGGCCGAAAACGGACGAUUUUUUCGAUUUUCGCUUUUCCGACGGUACGCCGACGGACACACGUGAAACCCGCAGGUAGAAACUCUUCCGAUGUAUAAUUUUGUGCGACACCGCCGUGCCGUUUUUGUACAUGUUGUGCCGCUCGUCAGACGAAAACACAGUUAAGACAGCAAUAUUAUGUCAUCGACGAACAAUGACUCAGAAGACGACGAUCCGAGGGUACAUUCGUCGGGGAUGUCAUCCCCCGGUCAGCCCAGACGUUACGAGCUUUCGAAGUCCGAGUUGCGAAAGAACAAUAAACCAAUUAUGGAGAAAAAAAGGAGAGCCAGAAUCAAUCAGUGUUUGAACGAACUGAAAACACUUAUAUUGGAUGCACUGAAAAAAGAUGGUUACAUGCGAGAUUAGAAGAGUGUUCAUUUACAAGACGCAUCAUGGGGUGAAUUGAAUGGUUACGACUUACGAGCGUAGUUUGUGGCGUAUAACGGGACUGCGAAGGGAGUGACGUUUCGUAAGGAGAGUGAAGGGAUUUUGAAAUUUACUUGUGGUACAAGAGAUGAGAAUUUGUAAACAAAAAUUAAAUUAUUAAUAUGUCAGGAUCUUCCAGACAAAAAUUUAAAAAUACAUUAUUU
Molecule: messenger RNA, 749 nt
Organism: Acyrthosiphon pisum (pea aphid)
Lineage: Eukaryota; Metazoa; Arthropoda; Insecta; Hemiptera; Aphididae
Product: protein deadpan-like
Exons: 3
Coding region: 298-525 (75 amino acids)
Molecular function (GO): protein dimerization activity
Source: RefSeq, a predicted model, not a curated record